GCUUAUUUGCUGCAGUGUAAUAGCUAGGACAAGCUGGUAAGAGAUGUGGCUUUGUGUGGCCAUAUCUUUAGCUCUACUCUCUUGGCUUCAAACAGGAGAGUGUCAAUUCACCGUCACCACGGAUCCAGUGCCUGGUGUCAAUGGGUACUUCCCUGGGACAGAGAAAUCACCUUGGUUUGUCAAGUCAAUGAAGGUGGUAGUCGUAGAGCCACUAGCUGGUCAAAACAAACAUCUUUGGACAGAGAAGAGGGUCGAGGACGUCAGCCCAUUACAAGUGGUAGUGACAGCAAUUUCUUAUUAUCAUCUCAAGGGACUCUAGGAGUAUCUGGGAUACCAGACACCACUAUCCUCACUAUUGUAUCACUGACUGAGGAUUUGGAUGCUACCAUCAUAUUCUGUGGAUUUGAGGAACCACUGGCCAACUUCACAAUCAGGAUAUACUACCCCCCAGUCCUGACUGGCAGAGGAGAAGUGAGGAAGAGAGAGAAUGAGGAGCUGAGUAUGGACAUGGCAGAGCCAGGCAGUCCCCUGGCCUUCCCCUUCCCCUCUCAAGUCUCGUGGACAAAGGACGGGGAGGAGGUGGCGGGUGGCUCGUCCACCAGAGUCUUCAACUACUCCUCCAUCUUCAUUGGCUCAGUCCAGCCCUCUGACUCUGGGCUCUACGUCCUCUCAGCCACCAACUACCAGCUGAAUGGUGGCCCUCUUCUCGGCAAUGCCACUGCCUCUCUCACUCUCAAUGUCCUCUCUGGAGCAAACUUUUCAGGUCCAGGUUCAGAGACAGUGGCAGUAGAGGAGGGAGAGUCAGCCACUCUGGUCUGUGGUACUGGUCUCUCUGGAAACCCUCUCCCCACCCUCACCUGGACUGACAACAAUGGAAGGGUAGCUACAGCAGGUGGAAGAACAUCUCUUAGUAGUUCCGGAGAGGUGGUCAGUCUAACCUUGAACAGUACUACACAGAAUGACACUGGCUACUGGAACUGCUCAGCUCAGGUCUAUGAUGGUGCUAAUGUUGUUGGCCAGCCUGUGGGGAGAGACAUAAGACUGGUGGUAGUUGUGCUGGUUUGGGCAACCCUUCCUCUCUCUAGUCAUGUUGUCAGGGUACGAGAGGUGGGAGGAGAGGUGGAGGAAAGAACAUUUGACAGCAGUGAAGGAGAGGCCAAUGUGACUGACCUACUGCCAGGGACUCAGUACACAUUCUCAGUAGUGGCUGUGUCUCAGUUUGAAGACCUGUUGCAAGCUACCAGUCCACCCAGCAACUCUGACAAUGGAACAACCAAUGUCACCGUACCACUGGUAAUUUGCCAAGAACCAAAGGUUCAAGACAGGGAACUGGUCAUAUCUUGGAGAUAUACUCACACUGGAGGACUCAACAUUACCAGCAUCCUGGUCCUCUACAGAUAUGACAGCACUACAUAUGCCCCUCUUCCAUCGUCCGGCAGUGGAUCUAGUGGAUCUGGCUCGGGGUUGAGGGGGUACUACCCUCCUGAUACCUCAGUUUCCAUGCCUCUACCAGUGGCUGGAGUCACCUACUACUUCAGAGUUAUGGCUAGCAAUGAUGAAGGCUCCACCACGUCAGACUGUCCUGGCUUCUUCCUCACCACUGGUAUUCCAUUUGUCCCUGAACAGCCAGAGUUUAUCUCUUGCUCAAAUGAUGGAGUCAACCUGACACUCUCCACUAACUAUUCUGGAGUGGGCAACACAACCUUGGACAGUUUCCAGUUCAUACUACACGUCUAUAGUGCUGCCAAUGAAAGUGUGCUAGGAGAUGCGGUGGUACUACCAGUGAUGUGUUCUUCUGAUGGAGGCCACUGCUCCGAGACACACCUCAUCCCUAAUCUGUCACUCUCCUCUCAGUCCUACAACAUCAGUGUCAGCGGAAGCAACACAUUCGGAAGCUCUGGGCCUUCCACAGUCUUUACCGUUCCAGGAGAUCACAUAUGCCCAGAUAGCUCGGGCAGUGAUGGGUCAAUAGUGCUAUUGAUUGUGUUGAUUGGAGCCUCAGUUGGUGGACUAAUACUGUUUGGGGUGCUCUGUGUGUUAGCUGUGAGCUGUGUGGUGAGAGGGAGGAACAACACCAGCGAAAGCCCUGAAGAAAACUUCAAAUCCCCGACUUAUACGCCAACUACUCCUGUAACAGUGGACCUGAGGCCACCUAUUGCGAGCAAUACACUCCAGUUACAUGGUCAGGACACUUUCGAAACCUACGACAACUGCAUAACCUAUGAAGCUGUCGAAGAAGAACAGCAAACAACCUUCACACCCUUGACGCAGGAAGAGGCCCUCUAUCAACAGCGGCAAGAGGUGGAGACUGCCAGUGAAGCAACACCCCAAAAAGAAGAGGAAGAGGUGGAGGAGGAGGGAGCUGCAAUGCCUGAUAACGACGCGGCCAUGUAUGAGGCGAUGGUUCUGGAGGCUGGUGUAGAUGAUGACUACGAGGAGCUGACGACACCUGUCUAUGACGUCCCUCGGAGGGCCAUAUGCGAGGCUCCUGCCUACAAUAAUAUUGGAGGAAACAGCAAUAAUGGGAGGCCUACUGUUUUGUACUCUCCAUUGUCUACAAGUCGUCUUGUUUGAUGUGUAGCUAUACUAUUGUACUCUGUAUAAUUGUACAGUACAGUGGCUUUGAGGAUAUUGGGAAGUUUGAUGUCUUGCCAUUACGAUGUCUUGAUAGACCCCAU
This is a messenger RNA of Geodia barretti, 2678 nucleotides long. The record is from the annotation of a GenBank genome assembly. NCBI's taxonomy places the organism in Eukaryota, Metazoa, Porifera, Demospongiae, Tetractinellida, Geodiidae.